GAGCGCAGUGAUGGUGUUUUAUGAACGAAUUUUUCCUGGUCUUGUGGCGUUGGCGGUGCUGUUGAUCAGCCAUGCAGGCUGUGUCCAGGACCAAGCUCCAGGAGAUGGUGUAGCGAUAUGUACUGAUGAGAUCGUUAAUGGAAUGCCGAAUCCUUACUUUGCCGACCGCCCAAUGUACUCUGUCAAUGAACGACCUCUGAUGGACUCCAGAGACUAUAACCGCCUGCUUCUGGAAACUGGCGAAGCGUAUGUACCGUGGCAAAGCCUGGAUAAGGACAAUAACAAUACUAACGAUGUUAUAACUGAGUGGACUCAAACUGGAUCAGCCACAUGUGCUGGGGUAGUGACAGUGUGUGGAUUCAGUGUUGGAGCUCAAGAGAACUGGCUCAUCACACAGCACAUCAACACAGUGCUACCAGGAGGAGAAGGAGAGAGACUGAGGAAAGUGACUGUUCAGUUUGAGGGAACUCUCAAUAGAUGUGAUAUCAGUAGACAGUGCAGACAGAGUUUUGAACUGUACAAGUGGGAGACUUCAGCCAUUGAUAGAAAUGGAGCAACUAACACCAACAAUUACGUCAGAGUUGGUCGAGUCUCUCCUGCUGUUACUAGUGGAGUAAUGUCCUUUGUUGACUAUCAUGAUAUUGAAUUAGGCACCGCAGGUGGUUAUUACUUGGGAGUUGUUGACUUGAGCACUUGUGUUACUCUCACAAGAAUUCUAGUUCUCUACUAUGUGUGUCCAGAGGAGACAUCAGAACUCAUCUCAAGACCUGAGGCAAUUGAAUCCCAGUCUCUGGUAGGCUCGCCUUCAGUGGAGGGAGAGUGUGUAGAAAACAGUUCCACAGGUGGUGGAGUCAAUCCUAUUCUCAUAUGUAGUGCUAGGGGACAGUGGCAUGUGAUAAAACCUUGUCUCUGUAAUCCUGGAUAUCAGCUAAACAGUAGUCAGGAUAAGUGCUCAGAGUGUCCAGAAGGAACCUUCUCAUCAGGACUGGGUAAUGGACCAUGUGAAACAUGUCCAGCUAACAGUGAGGGGACUGGAACUGGUCUGAGCCUCUGUCCAUGUCUCCAGGACUACUGCAGAGCUCCUUAUGAGGGGCCAUCCAUCCUUUGUACACAGUCUCCAGGACGUCCAUCUGAUGUCAGAGUGUCAAAUGUGACCAACACAUCAGCCAUCCUCUCCUGGUCUCCUCCUGAUAAUGGUGGAGGGAGACCUCUCUAUGAGAUAGUCUUCACUGUCACUGCCACUGACAUAAAAGGAAGUGGAGGAGAGAGAGUGGUGGUGAGUGAGGUGAAUGAUACAGAGACCAUUGUGACUGGACUGACUCCUGGUGUCCUCUACACAUUCUCUGUAUCUGCUGAGAAUGAUGUCUCCUCUCAGGACAACAAUAUCAAUGCCAGGAGUCUCAGUACCACUGCCAACACUCAGGAAGGA
Molecule: messenger RNA, 1429 nt
Organism: Geodia barretti
Lineage: Eukaryota; Metazoa; Porifera; Demospongiae; Tetractinellida; Geodiidae
Source: the annotation of a GenBank genome assembly